Messenger RNA from Phalacrocorax carbo (great cormorant), 2366 nucleotides. The record is from RefSeq and is a predicted model, not a curated record. NCBI's taxonomy places the organism in Eukaryota, Metazoa, Chordata, Aves, Suliformes, Phalacrocoracidae.
GCUGCUGCCCAAACAGUACCUUAACCCAGCUCUGGGCGUGUUUCCUCUUAAAUAAACACGGAAGGUUCCCCAACACCCUUCCUCCAAGUCCCACCUGCUUGCUGGCAUGGUGUUCAGCUUCCAGCGCUGCAGUAGCACCUGAGAAAUGCGUUUUCUUCCCCGCCUCAUCGUCUUGGCUGCCCUGGUCAUCACCACCUUCCUGAGCUGGAGGCUGCUUCUCCGGAGCCCGGCUACAAGCCAAGGAGGUGACCUGGCCCCCAAGGCAGAGGAGGGCUUCACUUUGACACUGGACACCUUCCUUCACGUUCAGCAGCUCAGGAAGAAGAGACUGAGAGCUUUCUGCAGCCAAUCAGGCAAAGUCACCACACUGCCGAGGAGCCGGGAGGAGAGAGCCCGCCUGCUCUCAAAUUUGAGGGUAAGCACCAAGCUGGACCUCCUCUACUGCCAAGUGCCAUCAACAGGGACGGAGGAAUGGCAGCAGCUUUUGGAGAGGCUAGAGAAGGAAAACGUGACGCCUGCGGUGCCGCUUUCCUACCCUUGGCAGCACAGUCAGGAAACACAGCUGAGGGAAUUCAACCUGACGGAGACAGAGGCCAUGUUAGGGUCUUACACCAAAGUGCUGUUUGUCAGGGACCCUUUCCACAGGCUCAUCUUCACAUUCAUGCAAGACAUGGGCAGCAGCUCCUCCUUCAGCAGCUUUGUUCAGGAUGUUUUAGACAGCGGACAGCACAACUCCAACGUGGCUUGGACACCACUUGUCAGCCUCUGCCAGCCCUGUCUCAUCCAGUAUGACUAUGUGGUGGUGUUUGGCUUCCUCAGCCAGGAGCUGGGUCACCUGCUGCAGCGGGCCGGGCUGCCCGCAGACAGCUUCCUCCCUGAGUUCACUGACACCCAAGUGCAGUGGACAUACAGCUGGUUAUCAGAGCAGAUGUUCAGCGAGCUGUCCCUCCAACAGAAGAAGCAGUUGUCUCAUUUCUACCGCUGGGACCUUGCUGCUUUCUCAUUUUCUAGCAGUUUUCUGUCAGGCCUCUUCAGCACCCCUGAGACCUGGUAGAAACACCCUGGCUGGAGGGACUGUUUCUGAGAGCAUUAAUCCAAAUGCAAACGCUUCUAGAUACUGGCUGGACCCUUGCUCCACAGCUGCAUUCAGCACGCUUGUCCAUGUCACAGCUCCAAAAGACACAUCAGAGAGCUAAGACAGGCCACUGCCAGAGGCAGGGUAUCAAGGCUCUUCACAUGGCUGAAUUACAUUUAAAUAUGGCGAAAACAGGCACUAGGGAAAUGCACGGUGUUGGGGCUUGGAAAACUGCAUGAAGUGCACUGUGAUGGGGUAAAAGGCUUUCAGCAAACCUAGCAUUUUGGGGUAGGGUGAGUUGGACCUCCUGCAAACCACAGCAGCAUCUGCACAUGCUCUGCCUGCACUGCCAUUUCAUAUUCUGGGUUCCCUUUUCAGCUAAGAGGUUUGGCAAUGGCUUCUUCAUGACAAAUCUCCCCACGCAGAUAAAAGCAGUGCUCCCAAAGGAGCACAUCACCUGUAGUCUGUCCACUCUGCAGAAGGAGGUGGCGGCACACCUUCCUGGGGAACCACUGGUGAUGUUUUAUAUCCUUUCAUACUCGGGGAAGGCCAGGCCUGGCUCAUCAUUUGGUCUUAUCUGUUCUGUGUGAACUGUUCCUGUUUUACAACCCCCCAUCUCCUGUGUGUUUAGGCUCAAGAGGGCCCCGGUGAUGCGACAAGAUGCUUGCUCCAUUCACAAAUUUUGAAUUACAGGCCUGACUCAAAUAGGCCAAACCUAGCUUUCAGCUCUACUCACGAGCAAUGAGACAAGAAUACGGCAGUCUGGACCAGGUACCAGCCACGCCAUGCAGCCAGCCAGCCUUCCACCUUUUCUCAGCAGCUGGUGGGCCUGGCGGAGGCAGCUAGAAGCAUCAGGAGGCAUCACCAUGCUGCUGUGGAGAACACAAUGCAGCUACUCUAAGGUCUUCCUGGCAGAGAAGUGCAAGGGCUGACUCUGCUCUCUUUUGGACUUGGCUUCCAGCGUGAUUGCGUGGAGACCCAGGCUCUCCAGUUGGCUCACCUGCUGCAUCCGACUGGGUAGGCUGGACCAACCAUCCACCCUCUCCCAUCCUUGGCCACUGAGCUGAUCUGCCUCACAGCCUCAGGGAAGGGUUUAUCCUUGCCAAACACCAAGGAUGAGCUGAAGUUGUCCAGCUUUCAAAUUGUGACAGCCUUUUACUAUAGCAUACUAGUUUCCAGAAUAUUUUUGCUUUAUUUUGCAAUGUUGUGACAUUCACAGAGAAUUCCGCGUACAUUCAUGUGACAAAGACACCAAUUUGACAAUGCUUAUUAAAGAACAAUAGUGAAAGAU